GAAAAGCAAUCAAGUUUAAAUCAUUAUUUUACGAGCCGAAAGCACAAACAAAGCGUUUCCCCAACAAUUUCUCUCUGUUUCCAUUUUUCAUUUUCUAUACUCUUUCUCUCAAAAGUGAGAGAUCGAAAAAGAGAAUGGUACCAACCGCUCCAGUUUUCACUCGUUAACAGAUCUGCGUUUUCUCCACCAUUGCCUUCAUCUUCUUCAUCUAUCUAUCUCAGAUGACUCUUUUCUGCAUUACAGUACAGAGGAAUAUAUUAUAGAAUAGAAGAUCUUAAUUGAAUGACGUCUCUGAUCCAUUCAUUCAUGUACUGCGUAGCAUUGCUCUGUUGAAGGAAAAUAUGGAAACUGGAGAAAGCAACAAUGGUAAUGAGAGGUGUAUCAUAUCCAAUGAUUCUUCAUGGUUCAGUCAAUUCCGAAAUGCAUCCAAUCCUUGGAUGGCAAGAUAUGCCUAUGCCUUUAUUUUUCUGCUGGCUAAUUUGUUGGCAUGGGCUGCUCGUGACUAUGGUCGUAGUGCUCUAACAGAAAUGGAGAGAUUAAAAGGAUGCAAUGGUGGAAAAGACUGUUUGGGUGCUGAAGGUGUUUUGCGUGUGAGCUUGGGUUGCUUUACAUUCUAUAUCAUAAUGUUUUUGUCAACUACUGGCACUUCUAAACUAAAGCAAAAGAGAAACACAUGGCACUCUGGAUGGUGGUUAGUCAAGAUUGCUUUGUGGAUCGUCAUGACUGUCAUCCCAUUUUUUCUACCUUCCGGCUUUAUUCAAAUUUAUGGGGAGGUGGCGCAUUUUGGUGCCGGGGUUUUCCUCCUAAUCCAACUAAUUAGCAUAAUCAGCUUCAUCACAUGGCUGAAUGAUCACUGUGCGUCUGAAAAAUAUGCAGCACGUUGCCAUAUUCAUGUGAUGUUGUUUGCAACAACCGCAUAUGUUGUCUGUUUGGUGGGGAUCAUUUUGAUGUACAUUUGGUAUACACCAGAGCCUUCUUGCCUUCUCAACAUUUUCUUCAUCACUUGGACGCUAGUACUUGUCCAACUCAUGACCAGCGUGUCUCUGCACCCGAAAGUUAAUGCUGGUAUUCUAACUCCGGGGCUGAUGGGGCUUUAUAUUGUCUUCCUUUGUUGGUGUGCCAUUAGAAGUGAACCUGCUGGAGAAAACUGCAUCAGGAAGUCAAACUCUGCACCCAAAACAGACUGGCUAAGCAUCAUUAGCUUUGUUGUUGCAAUACUUGCAAUUGUUAUUGCGACAUUUUCAACAGGCAUAGAUUCCAAAUGCUUCCAGUUCCGGAAGGAUGAUACACCAGCAGAGGAUGAUGUACCAUAUGGUUAUGGUUUUUUCCAUUUUGUUUUUGCCACGGGAGCAAUGUAUUUUGCUAUGCUAUUGGUUGGAUGGAAUAGUCAUCAUUCUAUGAGAAAAUGGACAAUUGAUGUGGGGUGGACCAGCACCUGGGUCAGAAUAGUAAAUGAAUGGCUGGCAGUCUGUGUUUAUUUAUGGAUGCUCAUAGCUCCAAUGAUAUGGAAGUGCAGACAAGUUGGUUCUACUUGAGAAAGUCGAAAUAUAACCAUCCUAGUUAUGAAAUUUUGUUGAGAAUUAAGAUCUUCAGACAGCCCCAAAUCUCAGAUGUACAUAUAGUGGACUCCUCCAGCUCUGCAGAUAGGAAACAAGAAUUGCAACUACAGCAUCCAUGAAAUUCAAACUGAAAAACUGAUUGUUCUUAAGUGUGCACUGGACAGAAUUAAUGUUUCUGGCACAAAUGCACGCAUACUGGUUGAAUUGGAUUUGUGCGAUUUCCGCAUGAAGAUAUACAGUCCUUUCACUUUAUGAAGGGAUUAACAAAGACAACUACACUCUUACCUGUACAUGUGUCACUGAGAGAUCAUAAUGUUAUGUUAUACAAUUUAAUAUAUGCAUUCUUCAGUCAUAA
Messenger RNA from Medicago truncatula (barrel medic), 1914 nucleotides. Its product is annotated as probable serine incorporator. The record is from RefSeq and is a predicted model, not a curated record. The transcript has 13 exons. Bases 342 to 1535 code for a protein of 397 amino acids. Gene Ontology annotation, cellular component: membrane. Lineage: Eukaryota; Viridiplantae; Streptophyta; Magnoliopsida; Fabales; Fabaceae.